Molecule: messenger RNA, 1996 nt
Organism: Setaria italica (foxtail millet)
Lineage: Eukaryota; Viridiplantae; Streptophyta; Magnoliopsida; Poales; Poaceae
Exons: 4
Coding region: 172-1485 (437 amino acids)
Source: RefSeq, a predicted model, not a curated record
CCCCCUGACCUGUGUGCCAAACUCGCACUCGACGCUCCGUUUCUCCCCAGCUUGCAACGCCGUUGCGAUGGGUCUCCACCCCAUCGAUAAACCCUAGCUCAUCCUCCUCCCAUCCCAGCUCGUCUCUCCCAUCGGGCUACCACCUCCAGCCUGUUUAUCUGCAGGACCACCAUGCCUGCUGGUGACAACCCGCACUCAAUUUCAGAGAAAAAGGCAGCAUUGCGGGAGUCUCCAAAACGGACUAAGAAUGUUGUUAAUGAGCAACCCGGGACUUCCUUCUCUAAAGACAAAGUUGCUGCUACAGUUGGCCUCAAGCGACCACAACCUUAUGGCCCCCUGAGUCCAACAAACCAUCACACGCUGGGCAAUCCAGGGGCAAAUGGCCAUCUUGUGUAUGUGCGCAGGAGGCCUGACACUGAUCAAAGCAAAGGAGGCACUUCUGCUCGUGCUGAAAGUUUCAAUUCUAUAAGCACAAAGAAACCUGUUGCAGGAGGAUCACAGCCACAGGAAUCAAGUCUGAAGCAUCAGAACAAUGUACCUCACACCCAGUCCUCUCCUCAAUUCGCAUCUCCUGCUGCAGUUACUGCCUCCCCUGCUUUGCAAUCCACAGUUUUGCUGGCUCAGCAUUCCUUUGGGAAACAAUCUCCUGGAAAGAUUACUGUUCGACCAACUAAUGAUGUGAUUACUAGUUUGCCACCAAGCAAUAUGGUGUCCUCUACUCCAAUGCUUCAAAGCUCUGCAGCUGCUGAUUUGGUGACUAGCAGUGUUUUGGCUACUAGUGCAACAUCUACCCUGGCACCUGAUCGAGCUGAUCCACCAAGAUCAAGCAAUCAAGAUUGGAGUGAUAGAUUUAUUCAGCUGCAGGCAUUCUUGAGAAAUAAUGAGCAAUCAGGCAAGGAAGAGUAUAUCCGCAGCAAGCAAUCUCCAGGAAAGGUUGCUGUUCGGCCAACUAAUGGUGUGACUACUAGUCUGUCACCUCGCAAUGUGAUGUCCUCUACUCCAGUGCCUCAAAGCUCUGUAGCUGCUAAUUUAGCACACAGCGGUGUUUCAUCAGCUACUAAUGCAGCAUCUCGUGCUGCUAUAUCUGCUGCUAAUUUAGUAUCUAGCAGUGUUUCGGCUACUACCGCAGCAUCUAAUAAUGCUAUAUCUGCUACUAAUCUAGCACCUAAUCGAGCUCAUCCACCAAGAUCAAGCAAUCAAGAUCGGAGUGAUCGAUUUCUUCAGCUGCAAACAUUCUUGAGAAAUAAUGAGCAAUCAGGCCAGGAAGAAUAUAUCCGCAUGCUUCGGUCUUUGUCAUCUGUUGGACUAAGUAAGCAUGCCAUUGAGCUGGAGAAACGGGCAGCCAAUCUUUUGGUUGAGGAAGGGAAGGAGCUGCAGAAGAUGAAAGUUCUGAAUGUUCUGGGCAAGCUUUCGCCCACUGAUGCUCCACAGUUCCCAGCUCAGCCCGCUACUGUCAAGCAUCUGCCAUUCCCAGCUCGCCGAUGAAAGGAGUGGGUGAUUUGGUUAUGUUGCUGCAUAACAGGCAUUCAACCAAGUUUCUUCUGAACUCUUGCCACCUGAAUGCCGUGUCACGGUCACAAUUGUUGUGUUGUCUGUAAGAACAGGCCUAUGUAUAUCCAUCCGGAUGGGUUAGAGUAGAUUGACUGACAUGCUCUCAUGGUGGUAUCUUACAAUCUGUUGUGCCAUUGUUGGAAAUCUGAUGCAACCAUUAACUCUAAGACGGCUGCUUCAUAGAGUUUCUUCUCUGGCCAACUCAGCACCCUUCUGUGCAAGCUUUCACCGACUGGUACUCCAGAAUUUCCAUCUCAGCACCCUUCUGUUGUGCAUCUGCCUAGCAAAGCCCGUUGUUGAGAAGAGGUGGAGGAAUGGGUGUCUACAGUGAACUUUCUUCUGAACUCUUGCCACCUGAAUUUUGUGACAUGGUGAUGAUCGGUGUGUUGUCUGAGAGAACAAACCUUGCUAUAUAUAUGAAUCUAUCAUGUUGACUUGCACUAAA